CGAAAGUAAAUAUCAAAGCUCGCCGAUUGUGUGGCAGUGCAUCGCUGAGCGGUGCACGCAUCAAAAGGCAGAUCUACUAAAGUUCUUUACCAGUAAACCCAACAGUGGAGCACCAGAAACUGUCAUUGCAAUAUGCAUUUUCAACUUUGACUGCUAAAGGGUUCCAGUCGCUGCCAGGACCAAGCUGACUUGUCAGCUUAACCAUUUUACACAGAUCAUCAUCAACUGCACUUUAGUACCACGGUAAAUGACAUUUGAGGACCAGUGCUGUCUAGUGUUCUACACGCGUAUAUGAGAAACCAUGGCUGGGAGUACAUCAAGCAGUAACUUCUUCAGUGCAACUGCCUCUACCGGCAACAAGCUGCCUCACUCAGCCUGGGAGGAGCCUGGACCCUCCUCAUCCAUCGCUGGGCACCUAGGAGUGUCUGAUGACUCCUUCAAUGAGCAGAGUAUUGGGAAGGUGUACGGUGGCCAUGGGGAUAAUCUACACCUUGACGGAGAAGAUGACGAAAACCAGAUAUACCUGAGUGUCCUAUGGCAGGGUGGUCAGCUAGGAGCAGCGUAUUAUGAUGGGGAGACAGCUGAGAUUUAUAUGAUGAGAGAUAGUCCUGAGCCUGAAACCUUCACCCUCAUCAAGCAAGUGAUGCAUCAAGUGCAGCCCAAGUUUGUUACUUGCAGCUCCAAGUCUGAUGAAAGAUUCCUGAAAGCACUGAAGGAUGUUUUGAGUGGUACCAGUCCAGCUUUGUCCGGUCAUCCAGAGACGAAUCCAAGCAUAACAGGAGAUCGAGAAGGAGACCUCCAGUUCCUACCAAGCAUUGAUUACACCCUGGAGGUUUGCAAGCGUCGUAUCCUGGCCAUGAAUCUACCAAGUGUUCCAGAUCACUUCACUGAGGCAGAGAGGACCAUCUUCUUCUCAUCCCUCGUCCCAUUUGACUCUAUCUGCAUGGUGCGUGCCCUUGGGGGUCUCUUGAAAUACCUGGAGAGGAGAAGAGUUGGCGUAGAGCUAGAAGCCUCUGGCAUUCGGGUUCCAAUUCUCUCACUCAAGAUGUUUUCAUUAGACAGCAUUAUGUCCAUUGAUGAUAGCACCUACAUGGCGCUGCAGAUAUUCCAGAAAGAGAGACAUCCAUCCGCCUACAAGUCUGGGGGCAGUGGUGCUAAAGAAGGACUCAGUCUAUUUGGUAUUUUAAAUAAGACCAAAUCGGUUAUAGGGAGCAAGCAGAUGAGGGUGUGGUUUAUGCGUCCAUCUUGCAAUAUAGCAUUACUGAGGCAACGCCAAGAUGCGAUAUCAUUCUUUAUGGCCUCAACUAAUACUGAAGUUACAUCCACACUCAACGAAUGCUUGAAACAUGUCAGGAAUGUUGGGCUAAUCCUGAAGCAAAUGAGACAGGCCCAGGCAUCCGUCAGUAACUGGCAAGCUUUGUACAAGACUGCCUACAAUGCCAUCAACAUUGGAGAUAUUUGCCGAGCUCAAAGGGCCAAUAUAGAGAUCUUCAAAAAGAUAUCCCAUGGAUUCAGUGAGGAUCUUCACUACAUUGCAAGCGUCAUCAACAAAAUUGUUGAUUUUGAAGAGUCCGCAUCUCAGGGACGUUUUGUUGUUAAACCCAACGUAGAUCCUGAUUUAGAUCACAGAAAGCGAACCUAUAACGGCUUACCAGACCUAAUGACCCAAGUGGCUCAGGAAGAACUCAACAGACUCAGCUCCGAUAUUGAAGAAUGCAAUGUCAUCUACCUGCCACAGCUUGGGUAUCUCCUUGCCAUUCCUUGUUCAAGUCAAAUGCAGAAGACGUCAGACUUUGAAAUUCCAGGACUUGAAUUUGUGUUUCUGUCCAACAAUAUGGUCCACUACAAAAGUGCGAGCACCAAAGCUUUAGAUGUAAAGUUGGGAGACACACAGUGUGAAAUAACAGAUCUUGAAACUCAGAUUAUGCAUAAGUUACAGAACUCUAUUCUGGAAAGAUCUCAGGUGUUGUUCACCGUGAUGGAGUACGCAGCCGAGCUGGACUGUUUGCUGUCCCUGGCCUCUGCAGCCAAGGAUCUCAAUUACACCCGGCCAGAGUUGACCAGUGAUAAAGUCUUGCACAUCACAGGGGGAAGACACCCCCUGCAAGAGCUGUGUGUGACCCCCUUUGUACCUAAUGAUACAUGCUCAGGAGGCAAGUAUGGUAAGAUGAAGUUUCUGACGGGACCCAAUGCCAGCGGCAAGAGUGUUUAUCUCAAACAGGUUGGUCUGAUUGCUUUUAUGAGUCACAUUGGCAGCUUUGUACCAGCAGAGGGCGCUGUAAUAGGCAUGCUGGAUGGUAUCUACACCAGAGUGCAUACUCUAGAGUCAGUGUCUGUUGGACUCUCAACGUUCAUGAUAGAUCUAAACCAGAUGGCCUUUGCACUUUGCAAUGCAACCGAGAACUCUCUUAUCAUCAUAGAUGAGUUUGGUAAAGGGACCGAGACCUCUGACGGUACUGCCCUGCUGUGUGCUGGGCUGAAGCACUGGCUAGCCCAACAAGCACUCUGUCCACAUAUACUAAUAGCAUCUCACUUUCAUAGCAUUAUGAAGCAGAAGAUGCUGCCCAACUCUCAAGAACUUACUUACCAGACCAUGGAAGUUCUUCAUAAUGAAGAUGAGAUGGUGUUCCUCUACCAGCUUAUUGAGGGUCAUGCUAACUACAGCUAUGCUAAUUAUAUCUCAGCACAGGCUGGACUACCUGAGGAGCUCCUUACAAGAGGCAAACAAGUGUCCGAGUUGCUUGCCCGAAAUGAGCCAAUUCAUAGAGUAGACUCGGCAAGCGCCGACAACCGAUUCCAAAAGUGCAAAGUCAUCGUGGAUGAAUUCUUGAAACUGGAUCUGCAGACCUGCAAUGUGACUGAGUUCCUGCAAAAUACAGUUCUCCCUAAUAGUAAUUGAUGAACCGAUAUAGAGAGAGU
Molecule: messenger RNA, 2919 nt
Organism: Asterias rubens (European starfish)
Lineage: Eukaryota; Metazoa; Echinodermata; Asteroidea; Forcipulatida; Asteriidae
Product: mutS protein homolog 5-like
Exons: 27
Coding region: 302-2899 (865 amino acids)
Biological process (GO): mismatch repair; chiasma assembly
Cellular component (GO): nucleus
Molecular function (GO): ATP binding; mismatched DNA binding; ATP-dependent DNA damage sensor activity
Source: RefSeq, a predicted model, not a curated record